This is a messenger RNA of Sesamum indicum (sesame), 1190 nucleotides long. RefSeq names its product Chaperone DnaJ-domain superfamily protein. The record is from RefSeq and is a predicted model, not a curated record. Lineage: Eukaryota; Viridiplantae; Streptophyta; Magnoliopsida; Lamiales; Pedaliaceae.
GUUGAGACAUUCAGUUCCCAAUCAACCGUCGCUUCUCUUCAGGCUCCCCAAUAACAGGAAAGGAAGCAAAAGAAAAGCGAAGGAAAUUCACUUGCUUUCUCUUUAUCUAUUUGUUUGAUUAGAAUGAUUUGCAAGAAUGAAUAAAACAAGCAGAAUAGCGGCAACGAUCAAUUCUCAAUCCAACCCUUUUCCGCUCAGAGCUUCUCUGUUUCAUUCCACACCUGUUUUUGAGCGCAGAAGACGCACCCAUUGGGAUUCUGCAAGUUCUUUUAGGAGUUCCCCAAGGAAAUUUAACCAGUACACCAAUAGGCUCAGGAAACAGAAUUUGUUGCGCAAUGUCAGUGAAUUUGCAGACCACCUGUUUCAGAGCUGGCAGUCAGAUAGGGAUGACUGUGACCAACCUUCAGGUCGAGGGAGUUCGUGGUUCAGACCAAGUUUCAGGGACGAUGGAUAUAAAAAAGGGAAGUCAAGAUAUAGGGCAUCACAAGCAAGUAGAAGAGAUUUCGAGUUUUGCAAUGAUGAUGAUGAUGUAGAAUUUGAGACCAUUUUCCGUUCCGCAUUUGGUGGAAACCGAUACUUCUACUGGUCCUUCACAACAGAUGACGAACCUCGAUAUAGGAACUCAUCAAGUUACUCUAGCAACUAUAGGACUUCUACUGGUUGGAAAUAUCAUUAUGAGGAUGAAUAUGAUUCAUCAUCAGAGUACGAGAAACCAAUGGCGGACCUGACUUCCGAUAGGCUUGCUUUGGGACUGAGUGCAUCAGGUCCUAUAAACCUAGAAGAUGUAAAAAACGCGUAUCGAGCGUGUGCAUUAAAAUGGCAUCCAGAUCGUCACCAGGGUUCUUCCAAGGUUGUUGCGGAAGAGAAGUUCAAAGCAUGCAGUGCAGCAUAUCAAUCUCUAUGCAAUAAACUAGCUCUGCAAUAAGAAUUGAGUGUACCAUACUGACCUUCAACGGUCAAGUAGGAGGUAACGUGAUUAGAUUUAUUAACUUACAAAUUCAGGAAUUUGUUCCUGGAAAUAAGUUUUGUCGGGAUUAUAGUAUUGCAGGCUUCGACUAUUGAAACAUAUUAUGUUUCUGAGGAUCAUAGUGCAUGCGUACGGUGCAUUUUUUUUGUCGUCUUUACAGUAAUAGUUCAAGAAUUAGACUUGUAGCACAUAUAUAGAUAUAUAUAUAAAAUAUUCCGCCCUC